AUGGACGGGAGAGUGUCCAUUGAAAUCCAGAGGGCCUGUGGCUUCUCCAGCUCAGAAUAUCGUCUCUUUGACAUCACAACCCGAGUUCUGGGCUUUCGUCGAAUCAGGCCAUACGUGAAAUGCAGGCUUGAGUGGGGGCCGACCAGCACCGAGAUGCAGAGCACUUCCUUCGUUGAAGCUCCGGGCGAUGAAAGCUGGUUCGACUGGGGGGACAAGUUGGCUUUUCCGGUGCGCUCCGACUUUUGGAAGGCAUCCCGGUUCAAGGUCGUCGCGGAGGUUUUCGACAAGAGAGAGCUACAGGGCGUUGUGCGUGGAGACUCCUUCAUUGGCACGGGAGAAAUCUUUCUGGAUCCCAACACGGUUGCAUCCUCUCCUCAGCAGGGCCUCAAGGUCUUGCGCGAGGGCAAGAGCGCCGGCGAGUUGAUCCUGGCCAUCACCAUGGAGGCACCAGACCAGGCGCGAGCCAUCAUGGCUGCCAGCACCUCCUGCCCUUUGACAUCUGUGGCCCAUGCGCUCGCGCAAGUGCUCCGAGCACCGAAUGCAGUGGAUUUGCUCAUGGCUGCUCGCCCCCCGAUGCUGGAGCUUUCCGAGGACACUGAGUCCGAGGUCCGUCGCUUGUUCCAAGCGUGGGUGCACCGCUUCUGUCAGCAGACGCUGCAACUCAGUGGUGGAGAGACAGAUGAGCAGACUAUUGGAGCUCUAUGGAAGCUUGCGAGAUCGGCACAGGAAAUAGUUGCGUGCUGUGUGCGAAGCAGCACCGAUGACGUGCAGGACAUUGUUGUUGCUUGGCUCAGAAGCUUCUUCACGGGCUGCGCGGGAAAGGAAGCCCAUCUCAAUGAGGCACGCUUGCGAGGCCUCCUCACAAUGCGUGAGCAGACCGGGGCUGGCCAUGCCAAUCCCAGAGAGGAGUUGCUCCGGAUGGGUGUCAACGUCGACAACCUCCGGAACGACAUGCAGAACGCAGUGCUGGCGCGAUUCAAGGAAGCAGAACAGGGCUCCGAGGAGGAAGUCUUCACUUGUGAGCAGAUCGUCCAAGACGGUCGUGCAAUGCCAGGGCUGUCUGUUGUUCUGCGCAGGUGUCCAGGAUCCGACUCAGGCUUCAAUGUUUUCAUCUACCACACCGACUCGAUUCGCAAGUGGCAGGCCAACUUCUCGUACGACCCAUGCACACGAGCCGCGCUGCGCGCUGAGGAUAUCCUUCCCAUUUGCUGA
Symbiodinium natans is the source of this 1212-nucleotide messenger RNA. The record is from the annotation of a GenBank genome assembly. NCBI's taxonomy places the organism in Eukaryota, Dinophyceae, Suessiales, Symbiodiniaceae.